Messenger RNA from Syngnathus typhle (broad-nosed pipefish), 10082 nucleotides. RefSeq names its product glutamate receptor, ionotropic, AMPA 4b (gene gria4b). Gene Ontology annotation, cellular component: AMPA glutamate receptor complex; dendritic spine; postsynaptic membrane. Gene Ontology annotation, biological process: synaptic transmission, glutamatergic; monoatomic ion transport; modulation of chemical synaptic transmission. Gene Ontology annotation, molecular function: transmitter-gated monoatomic ion channel activity involved in regulation of postsynaptic membrane potential; AMPA glutamate receptor activity. The transcript is spliced from 17 exons. The record is from RefSeq and is a predicted model, not a curated record. Lineage: Eukaryota; Metazoa; Chordata; Actinopteri; Syngnathiformes; Syngnathidae. The coding region runs from base 6730 to 9447 and encodes 905 amino acids.
UGUUGGCCUACAGGGGGUGGCAUGUUACUAUUUACGGCUAGAGUCGCAUAAACUACAGCUCCAAAGUCUUGCUCGCAGGCAUCCAAUUGUGCCUUGGCCCACUUUUGAACGAAAUUCUGCCGCCAUAACACAACUUUAAGCGUGCAGUAGCUUUUCCAUGAGUCAUUGAUUUUGGUCCCUCAGCGCGAUAUGUUUCGCUAAGUCUUUCGCCUGUGUCGCCUUGGUAAACCGUUUAUUUGAAUGCCCAUCGAUGACCCUAACACUUAACGGGUAUGAAAUCGUGCAAAUUGUCCAAGUUCAAAUUAGUGCGAUGAAUGACGUUGGAAAAUGUCAAGAAAAUAAUCUCCUUUCCCUGCGGCCUAAAGCAUCCUCCAAUCACAAGCGACCAGCGCUCAGUUUGACCAAUCCGACGGCAGCUGUGCAGACGCCGGCGCCGCGUCAAAAAAGCUCACAGGCGACGUCACGGGAAAAGCGCUCUGAUCCGAGCAAUUUUGACGGCAAUGGCAUUUUCCCGUGGUUAUUAAUAGUUCCGCCGAGUGAGUCAGUUGGCUGGCAAGCGAGCGGGCGAUGCCGCGUCAUUUUUUUCUCACAAAUAAUCUCAUUUUAUUCUUGAUAACUUCAUUCCUGGCCAUCACUCCCACACCGCUAGAGGCGCCCCGUUUAAACAUUAAUGCCCAGGUUCUCCUCUGCUCGAUAAAUAAGCACUUAAUAAACUGCCACUUAAUAAUUAAUAGCCUCAUUGUGCAUUAUUAAAAAAACAUAAGUCAGUUAGGCGUUUCUUGUUCUGUUUUGCUAAUUAAGCGUGUGGAUGUCUCUUCAAAUUAAAGUGGCCACAUUGGAAUACAAAUAUUCAUUGAAAGAAAUUUCCGCGUCUUUUCCUGAGUGCUUAGAUAACAGUGAGGAAGUUUUAUUCCGAUUGCUUGACUCGUUAUUUUCAAAUUGGUGCCAGGGAAGUAAGUUGACAAACUUCAUUUAGACAAAAGUAAUGCUUGACCCCCUCAAGCCAGAGAAAAAGCAAAAGACAGGGAUUUUGGUGGUUCCACUGUCACAGCAAAGCAACAUUGAGUUGAUUUCUUUUUUUUCCCCUCUCCUCCAACUGAGUAAUUGAGGAGCGUUUUGGAUUGUUGCGCUAGCGUGUCUGCCAGAGAGGCUAAUGUGCUGGAAAGUGACCCGAUGUGUGUUCCAGCCUUCACUGGUGGGGUAAUGAUUUAGAAAACGACAUUUGCUGCUUAACAAGGGAACAAUGCAGUGAAAGAUGGCAUCAAAAUACCGUUUUUUCCCAUGUAUAAUGCGCAAAAUUUAACUAAUUUAUUGUCUGAAAAUCUGGGGUGCGCAUUAUACAUGGAUACAAAAAAAUAUAUAUAUAUAUAUUUUUUUUAAUCCGGAUAUGAUACGGAGACCGCCAUUACAGAUGCGCUUUCUUCUCUGCUGUUCACUUCAAACACGCUCCAUACGAACACAAUGCUCUCGUAUCAGACGCUUGCUCGAUCACCUGCUCGUUUGCUGUCACAAUGUACCCUACACAAAUCCGAAACAUUUCUUCCCUAUUAAGUUUGCUAGCGCAUGCGCAGUGAUACUGACCGGCAGAAUAACAUCCGGUUGUUCCCAAAGAUGAUCUUUUUUCUGAAAUAAUUUUACGUUUACGGACUUAAGUAGGCGUCAAAAUUUGGGUGCGUAUUACACAUGGGUGCAGGCUUUUUUCCAGCAUCAACAUGCCAUUUUUAGGGUGCGUAUUAUUCAUGGGGGCGCAUUAUACAUGGAAAAAAACGGUUGUUAGGCGGCACAUAACAUGUUUUUUUGGCUGAUAGAUUUUUAAAAAUAUAUUCACUAUCAUCAUCACUAUUGCUUUCUCUUAUUUAACUCCUUACCAUUGCACGCCCUGCACUGGGGGGGAAAAAUGGCGCAAUUAAUUAGAAGAAAAUGGCUCAACUCUCGAUUUAAUGCCCGUCGGCCGCUCUUACUUGAACAUGCUGCUGCGGGAAGUAGUCUAAGUAAAGCGUGGAAAAUCACUUUGCAACGUGUGAAAUGAUCUAAUUGGCAUGAGUUAAUGUGAAUGAACACACGCACGCUAAAAUUAGAGUGCUCGCCGGAAGGAACACUCGGCUGCCCGUCCAGACAGGGCAUGCUUGCGUCAAGGCAAGCUUGGUUCUUCUGUGUAAACACAUAAACAAAAAAUUGGAACGCUAUCCAAUGACGAGUCUAAAUAAACACUUUACAAAGUGUGUUUAGCAAUUUGGAUAAACAUUUGACAUAAUAUACAACAAGCUGCUAGCUACUCUGACACCGCCUACUUUGGCUCUGCGUUUGCAUUGUCAUGGCUCGCCUUUGGCUGCUGUGGCCUCUGCGUGUCAAAAGAGAGAAAUAAGAAGAGGGUGAGGGAGGAAGUGGCGUGCGUCUCUUGACAGGAACGAGACUGUGCCUUUAAUCACGGCGGCCAUUUGUGCUGUCAGCACUAGGGGUGUAAAUUGCGGGGUUUGUCACGAUUCGAAAUCAUAUCGAUACACAGAAUCCCGAUACGGUAUUUGCCGAUAUCUUAAAGCCUGCUGUGAUUCAUUCACGAUACAUCGCGAUAUAGUGCUCUUCGAUCGAUAUAUAUAUAUUUUCUUAAAUAAAAAAUAUAGAACGUGAUUUAUAACAAUUCAUCCGCAAAAUCAACAAGGUACUGCAAACUCUUUAUUUAGGAAAUUACAAGAGUAUUGUAGUAUACAAAGUGCUUAUAUUAACACUGAACUUUGAUGGUGUGCUUUUUACUUUAAAUAUAAAUAUAGAGAUUUGUGGUCCCUGAAUAUUUGAUCACCGCAUGGCAGGAUUUACAAAUUGCACGUGUCUGGUCCGUUGAGCCAUCUUUUCUUUGGAAUCCAAAGUGCUUCCAAACGAAUGACUUGAAGCCUAAAGGGGAGCAAAAUUCCUAGUCUUUUUGGACACUAGCCAUAGCACCAGCCCAGGAGCCGCGUACUAGUUGUCGAGUCCCCUUUCACGUGGCUGCUCUGCUCACAACACAACACGCCACUCACUGCUCCCGGAAAGAGGAAGCAAGUAACAAUGAACUGGAUUUCAAAAUAAAGUCUCGUCUAAUGUCCGAGGUCAAACACUGCGAUAAAAAUCGAUGUUUACCUUUAGCAUCAAUGCCAAUAAAUCGUAGAGCAUUAUAUCGAUGAAUCGAUGUGUAUCGCUGAAUCGUUACACCCCUAGUCAGCACACAAAAAAAAGUCGCAGGGUGAAGAGACAGUAUAUUGACACACAAGGCAGGGGUGUAUGGACUUGUGCAGGCAAAAGGUGACGGCACGCAAGUCGUUGACCUAUUUGUAAAAGUCACCGGCUACUGUUCUUCUUCUUGGUCAGCUUGUGUGCCUGGCUGAUGACUCACCGUUUUGUGAUUCAGCUGAUAACUCCCGGUGCUUUUUAUUUUCUUCUUCUCCUCACCUCUGCUGCAAAUACGGAGAAAUGCACAAAGGUCAGAUUUUAUAUUCAAGAUGGCAUAAAAAAUUGUCCAAAAAUGAAGCUCUAUGCUACAUACUUUUAUUGUGUUUGAAGAUAUGGUAUUUCCAUUUUUGCAAAGCUACUUAAACUGGCUUGUUUACUCUGAGGUCAAGGUUAUGCGAAGGAAGUGGACGGGCCAAUCGAAAGCCUUCUCGUAAAAUGGCCAAUUUAAAAGGCUGGACGCUAAAAACACGUCAUUAGAGCUUCGUCGCGUUCAAGCGUCAGUAAAGUCCACUAAAUGCUUCGUAUUGGACUCAAUAAUAUCUUGGAUUAUGGGAGGCUCUGGCUGGCUGGCUAGCCAACAUAAUGCAGUGCUGCCGCAUAAAACAAGUGUGUGGUGAAGGGAGGGCUGUGAGAACGGGGAUGGUGGCUUGGCGGCAACAAGGAGAAAAGAGUGUUUAUCAGCAAAAGGCAGCAUGCGUUUGCCACUUCCAUCUCAGAGUAAUCCCGCCCGCAGCGUCUGCCGAGAUCUCAAACGGCACACGGGAGCACAACGCUAUUCGUAUGAUGCCACGUGCAUGCACACACACACACGUAGACACACUAUCCUGAGGGGUGUGUGCUUCCACUUGCACAUAAGAUGAUGGUCCUACAGGAUCAUUCAUUGUAGUGGUUGAGUAAUAUGACCUUUUAUCCAAAUAAUACACUUAUGCGCCCAAUAGCUUAAAUAGAGGCACACAUGUAUGUGAAAGUUUUUCACUCAUGGAACCUUAGAAAGACGCCUUCUUUACGAGGACUGGCCAAUCUUUCACUGGAGCACAUAAGAGGAAGCACGUAUUGGUCACUGGCGGCACUAGGAUUUUUUUUUUCCCCAGAGGGGGGGCCAAGGGGCAGUGGUCAAGGAAAGGUUGAGGGUCCGUAAAAGAAAUGUUCCCCAGCCCUGAUUUGUCAACGCCAUCCGAACAAAAUGAAAAACAUCAAACAAUGAAAGUCUUGAGGCGCAAGAUUGUAACCUUCCCUCUCAGGAAAACUCGAUUCAUUAAAUUUUAUUGUCAGCUCAUUCAGCGUGCACUGUGGGAAUUCAUUCAAGGUAUAUAUAUAUAUCUAUAUGUAUAAACAAAGCUUUACAAAAAAAAAGUCCGACUGUCUUGUUCUAGCCCAAAGAGAGUAGGGAACGCUUGCCUCGAGUCAUAUUGCUCACAUCUUGACAGUCGCUUUGAGCCAGCUGACACUUUUUGCUCGUCUCAUCAAAUCAUGAGUAACUUUAGUGAAUGAAUUAGUUUGUCUGUUGAACAUGAAGAGAAAAAAGUAGCAAAGAAGUCGUCAGUGUGGACUAAUUUGCCCACCUACGCUACGCUCUGUCCAAAAUAUUGAGUGGAAUGCAAACGAGCGAGCACUUUUCAUGGCAAUUUUCGAGGACGUGGCUGCUUAAGCGUGUCGGAGCUUUUGAUUAUACUUUGUUCUAAUUGCGUAGCCGUCAAUCACCAGGCGUGUACUUGUGGAAUUAAUUAGCUCCUGCAAACACUGCAGAGGUCAAACAGAGAGCCUGUCCCACGCAUGUUUUUCUCAAGAUGGAGACUUGAAUUGUGGAAAUUGUUUAUGGGACAUGCAGGGAGCCUCCCCCGACCACUCUCAUUCCGGUGCCGCUCCUCUCUGCCUCCCUGGACCUUAGCCGUUCCAUUUGAUGUUUGAUUUAGUCAUUGAUUAUUUACGUGGAGGAGAUGAUCCAAACAGUCUGCUUCGUCAAACUCCUUACUUCUGGACUAAAUUGCCCUUUGGGACUUUUGUAAGCUCACGGAAACAACAACCAUGUCUUCGAAUUCAAAACAGAGAGUCCUGAUCGUAAAGGACAACAAUGGCGGACAUCUGGUCGGAUUCAUUAAAAGCUGAUUUUUCCUGGCAAAAGCUUCUGCUGCUGCCAGCCAGAGGAAAGACCCUGGCUCCGGGCCAUGACAAAGGACACGGAAGCUCCUUUCCAGCUCUGGCAGAAGCAACCCCAUCAAGAAAAAGGCCUAUGUAGCCUUAAGUGGGAAUUAGCAGCUGUUGGAUGGGUUCACAUCUUCUUCUCUCACCCCACUUCCACUCUAAAUGCUUUCAAAUGGAAUGGUUGCAUCAUAAAGCAAUGUAUCUGCCAUCAUACGCUUUUAAUACCACGUGGAUUGUGCAAGCUUACUAGGAGUGUCCGAAAUGGGAUUGAUGCAACUGGCUUGCUUUUUGCCUCAUUUUUGGGGAAAUUAAUACUUCUUUGAGGAUUUUAAGCUCAAAGAUUUACCACUUGCAGGGCAUAUUUUCUUAAUGAUCUUUGCUUUUAUAUAUACUUUUUUUUUUUUCAUUCGACACACACACAUUGUCCUUUGACGACAACAGUGUGUGCGGGAUUCCUUCCCAAAGAGUUGCUGAACAACACGACAUGAUGUGAGCUGGGAAAACCUGCGUGGGAUUCCCAUCUGUUCAGCACCAAAGUCAUGGCUGCCGUCCAUUUUGCAAAAGAAUUUCAAAACACUACCUUCUAACUUAACGUGACUAUUUUUGAAUUACUUCAACAUGAUUGGAAUAUUAACACAUUUCUGAUCAAUUAUCGUCGGCCAGCAGCUUUAUUGAUCUUGGUGCCGUACUUUGACUUUGACUUUUGAGACUGAAUAUGAAGUUAGUAUGCAUAUUAUUGUUUUUUUUAUUUAUUUUUAUUUAUUUAAAAAAAAUUUUUUUUUGGAGACCUUGGCACAGAACCUUGCAAAGGGUUCCCUUGAGCGGAUGCAGAUAUUUCCUUUUUAAUUUUAGUCCAUUAAUUCCACAGACAUCAAAGCGAAGCCAUUGCUGAAAGUAGCUGUUCUUUUCUCAUUAAAUUCAUGAAAUAUGAAUUGGAACUUGCUGAAAGAAUCAAUCGGCAUCAGUAUUAUUGCGCUCUUUAUCUCGCGCUCUAUUUCUCCAUCCAAUCUAUCACAUCCAAAAUAAAUGUGAUGGGUCACAUGACUCACCUGCCCGGUUUGGAUGCUGGAAAAGCGAAAGGGCGCAUCAGCCGCAUCCAGGCUCACUGGCCGCCUCUGGCUGAUGCCCCCCCUCCCCAUCCCCAUCCUCUUCUCCCCUCCCCUCCCGCUCUGCCUCCCUCCCUCCCUCUCUCAUUUUGGUGGCGCUGUGCGCAAAGCUCCAGCGCCGGACUGGACGCAGUUUUGACGGUCCAGAACGCUGGUGGAGAUUUCUAAAGGAGCAAGAAGGAUGAUUUCUCUCCUUCAAUGUAGAUGUUGCCCCGCGGGCUGUUGAAGGCGAAGCCGCUGCUUCAAAUGUCUCCAAUCAGUUUGUAAGGGACACAAGAUGAGGAUUUCUUCUGGCCGCUGCUUUUUGUUGACAUUUGGGUGCUUGUGGGGACUGGCGCUGGCUGCUUUCCCCAGCAGCGUCCAGAUCGGCGGCUUGUUCAUCCGAAACACGGAUCAGGAGUACACUGCCUUUCGCUUGGCCAUCUUUCUGCACAACACCAGCCCCAAUGCCUCCGAAGCGCCCUUCAACCUGGUGCCUCACGUGGACAACAUCGAGACGGCAAACAGCUUCGCCGUCACCAACGCCUUUUGCUCCCAGUACUCCCGAGGUGUCUUCGCCAUCUUCGGCCUCUACGAUAAGCGCUCGGUCCACACGUUGACGUCCUUCUGCAGCGCACUGCACAUCUCCCUCAUCACGCCCAGCUUCCCCACCGAGGGCGAGAGCCAGUUCACCCUGCAACUCCGGCCGUCCAUCCGGGGGGCGCUCUUGUCCUUGUUGGACCACUACGACUGGAACAAGUUUGUCUUUCUCUACGACACUGAUCGGGGCUACGCCAUCUUGCAGGCCAUCAUGGAGAGGGCGGGACAAAACAACUGGCAGGUGAGCGCCAUCUGCGUGGAAAACUUCAACGACGCCAACUACCGACGCCUCCUGGAAGACCUGGACCGGCGGCAGGAGAAGAAGUUUGUGAUCGACCUGGAGGCUGAGAGGCUGCAGAACAUGCUGGAACAGAUUGUCAGCGUUGGAAAACACGUCAAAGGCUACCACUACAUCAUGGCCAACCUGGGUUUCAAGGACAUCAAUCUGGAGCGCUUCAUGCAUGGCGGCGCCAACGUGACGGGUUUCCAGCUGGUGGACUUCAGCAAUCCCAUGGUUAUCAAAUUGAUGCAGCGCUGGAACAAGCUGGAUCAAAGAGAGUACCCGGGAUCUGAUGCGCCGCCUAAGUACACUUCGGCAUUGACGUACGACGGCGUGAUGGUGAUGGCCGAGGCGUUCAGGAACCUGCGCAGGCAAAAGGUGGACAUUUCCCGCCGGGGGAACGCCGGGGAUUGCCUGGCCAACCCCGCCGCCCCGUGGAACCAGGGCAUGGAUAUGGAGCGUACUCUCAAACAGGUGCGGCUACAGGGAUUAACAGGUAAUGUCCAGUUUGACCACUAUGGCCGCAGGGUCAACUACACGAUGGACGUGUUUGAGCUGAAGAAUAAUGGACCCAGACGGAUCGGCUACUGGAACGACGGCGACAAACUGGUGCUGAUCCAGGACUCGCCGCUCUUCCCCAACGACACGUCUGGCAUGGAGAACCGCACGGUGGUGGUCACCACCAUCAUGGAGGGUCCCUACGUGAUGCUCAAGAAGAACUGGGAGAUGUACGAGGGCAACGACCAGUACGAAGGCUACUGCGUGGACCUGGCCUCCGAAAUUGCCAAACACAUCGGCAUCAAGUACAAGAUCUCCAUCGUGCCCGACGGCAAGUACGGCGCCCGGGACCCGGAGACUAAGAUCUGGAACGGCAUGGUCGGGGAGCUGGUGUACGGGAAAGCGGAAAUCGCUGUGGCCCCUUUGACAAUCACGUUGGUCCGGGAGGAGGUGAUCGACUUCUCCAAGCCCUUCAUGUCUCUGGGCAUUUCCAUCAUGAUCAAAAAGCCCCAAAAAUCAAAACCGGGGGUCUUCUCCUUCCUGGACCCGUUGGCCUACGAGAUCUGGAUGUGCAUCGUGUUCGCCUACAUCGGCGUGAGCGUGGUGCUCUUCCUGGUCAGCCGCUUCAGCCCGUACGAGUGGCACACCGAGGAGCCCGAAGAGGGCACCGACGGUCCGCCUAGCGACCAGCCCCCCAAUGAGUUUGGCAUCUUCAACUCCCUCUGGUUCUCCCUGGGCGCCUUCAUGCAACAGGGCUGCGACAUCUCGCCCAGGUCGUUAUCCGGUCGGAUCGUGGGCGGGGUGUGGUGGUUCUUCACUCUCAUCAUCAUCUCGUCCUACACGGCCAACCUGGCUGCUUUCCUCACUGUGGAGAGGAUGGUGUCGCCCAUCGAGAGCGCCGAGGACCUGGCCAAGCAGACGGACAUCGCCUACGGCACUUUGGACUCGGGCUCCACCAAGGAGUUCUUCAGGCGCUCCAAAAUCGCCGUCUACGAGAAGAUGUGGGGCUACAUGAAGUCGGCCGAGCCCACCGUCUUCACCAAGACCACGGCGGAAGGUGUUGCGCGCGUGCGCAAGUCCAAGGGGAAGUACGCCUUCCUGCUGGAGUCCACCAUGAACGAGUACACGGAGCAACGCAAGCCCUGCGACACCAUGAAAGUGGGCGGGAACCUGGACUCCAAAGGCUACGGCGUAGCCACGCCCAAGGGUUCACAGUUAAGAAGCGCCGUUAACCUGGCCGUGUUAAAGCUCAAUGAGCAGGGCCUCUUGGACAAAUUGAAAAACAAGUGGUGGUACGACAAAGGAGAGUGUGGAAGCGGCGGCGGCGGCGAGAAGGACAAAUCAUCGCAGGCCCUCAGCCUGAGCAACGUAGCAGGGGUCUUCUACAUCCUGGUUGGGGGCCUGGGCCUGGCCAUGCUGGUGGCCCUCAUCGAGUUCUGCUACAAGUCCCGCAACGAGGCCAAGAGAAUGAAGCUGACAUUUACCGAAGCCAUGAGGAACAAGGCCCGCCUGUCCAUCACAGGCAGCGUAGGCGAGAACGGCCGCGUGCUAACGCCCGACUGCCCCAAGGCCGUCCAUGCCGGGCCACCCCUCCGCCAGAGCUCGGGCCUCGCCCUCGUCUCCUCGGAGCUCCCGUGAAAGCCAAAAACCUCUUAAGUGCCUUAAAUUUCCAGGAGCGGGGUGCCUCACGACCACCCGGGAACACUGUUCGAGGUUUUUGCUUCAAACUAGUAGCAACACUGUUUCAAUCCCAAUGGGGGCCCAGAUGCACUCCAGGGUGGGGACACCUGGGAUAUGAUAUCAUUAUGAAUAAAGAAAACUGCUUUUUGGUUCGUUUUACCAGGACAAGCCGUUCCAAGGACUCGAUAUCAACAACUGGGAAACGGUGUCCAAUUUCAGAUUUGUAUCCAUAGUACAAAUAAUUAAAAAAAAACUAUUGAUAAUGAAUAUAGGAAACUGUGAACAUACAAUGUAUAUUGAGUUAGGUGUACAGAAGCUUGCUUGCUUUUUAAACCAUGUACAAAAGAUUGUGUAGUGUCCACAUUUGUUUUGUUUUUUUCUAAUGGCAAUAAUGACAAAAAGGUAGCUGCCUCAUGUUAAUUGAUUUCAAAGAGGAAUGUCCACCCCCCUUCUCCUUAAACCCACACUGUGUAGAAUUAAAAAAAAAAAAGAACGAAGAACAUGUGGGGUGGGAAUAUAACUAUUUUUUUCAUUCUUUAAUCUAUUUUUUCUACAAAAAGUGAACAGAUUAAAAAGAAAAAAUCAAGUGUUAA